AUGCCGUGGACAAAGGUCGAACAUGAGUUCAAGCACCCCCAGCUGAACUACGAUUCCCAGCCCAACUACCAACCAUACAUCAAAGUGUCUGUCUUCUUCAAGAAGAUUGACUCCAUCGACUACGACACCUUCUUCGGCCACUGGCGGACGGUUCACGCCGACCUGGCCGUCGCAACCCAGGCCUUCCGAAAGAACAUUGUGCGAUAUGCUCAGCACCAUCAAACACCUGAAAUGAAGGAGCGGGCCCGAAGCCUGGGCGAGAAUUUUCUCGACUAUGACGGGUGCGCUCAGCUUUGGGUCAAGACGUGGGAUGACUGGCUAGGAUUCUACAACAGCGCCGAAUACGCUGCGGCGUUGGGCGAUGAUUGCAAUCGGUUCAUGAAGUUGCCAAUGACUUAUAUGGUUGGUUAUGAAAAUCUGGUCGUCGGUGAUGCUUCCAAGGCUAUGGGUGGAAGUGAUGGCUUGGAUAUUAGCAAGCUAAAUUAA
This is a messenger RNA of Pseudomassariella vexata, 486 nucleotides long. RefSeq names its product EthD domain-containing protein. Gene Ontology annotation, molecular function: oxidoreductase activity. The transcript has 2 exons. The record is from RefSeq and is a predicted model, not a curated record. The coding region runs from base 1 to 486 and encodes 161 amino acids. NCBI's taxonomy places the organism in Eukaryota, Fungi, Ascomycota, Sordariomycetes, Amphisphaeriales, Pseudomassariaceae.